AUGGAUCUGAUAUCUGAAUUACCAGACCCCAUUUUGCAGCACAUUCUUUCGUUUCUUCCCAUCAAGCAAAUAGUUCAAACAAUUAUCUUAUCCAAAAGAUGGAGCCAUCUUUGGCUCACUUUCCCGUCUUUAGAAUUCGACACAAACUUCUUUCGGCUCAAACUCGACUUAUCCAAAACCGAACAAUCAGCUGAGAAAAAGAGACUUCAGCUCAUCGACUUCGUGGAACAAACUCUCAGGCAGCUGAAAUGGCUGAGGAAGUUUAAGCUUCGCGUUGAUUUCCCAUGGCCAAGCUCGGCAACCGUCGUCGACCGGUGGGUUGGCUACGUGCUCGAGAACGGUGUCCGAGAGCUCGAGAUUUUUGUCACUGUGGAAAAUGGAAAAAGGUACAACUUGCCUCAGAGUGUUCUUGCAAGCCAGUCAUUGACAGUUUUGACCGUUGGUGUUUGCAAAUUGUGUCCUCCUUUGGAUGGCUUCAGGCUGUUGGGUAUGAAAAGGGUAACCCUUUUGGGAGUUUUUGUUGAAGAUGAGAUCGUAAAAAGAUUAGUAUCGAAUUGUCGUUUCGUCGAGCAUAUCGAGCUCGAUUCUUGCCUCGGAUUGAGAAGUGUUUGGCUAUGUGAUACUCAUGAACUCAUGACUAUGAAGGUUCAUAACAAUAGUGGGCUGUGUGAGCUUGGGAUCAAAGCCAUGAAUCUUCAAGUUUUUGAGUUUAGAGGGCAAUUUCAGCCUUGUUGCAUUGAUAUCAGCUCUUGCAAGAAUCUAAAAACUUUGAUACUCACCAUGGUGGCUAUAACAGAUGAUUGGUUCCAUGAUUGUAUCACUGAAUUUCCCAUGCUUGAGAUGUUAGCCUUGUCUUAUUGCCACAUGUUGGAGAGCUUGAGAAUCUCAAGCUCCCAUUUGAAGAAAUUCAUCUUGUGUGGAUGUGAAUCCGUGAGGAGGCUUGACAUCGAUGCUCCUUGUUUAUUGGAGCUCGAGUAUUCCGGAGAUUUGAUAUCUUUCUCUUUGAACACUCCUGCUCUCUUACGAGCCGAUGUCCAUCUCUCCCCCACGGAUUUUUGAUAAUUCGUGGUUUGUUAAACAGAUUGAAUUUCUAGCACAUUUCAAUCAUCUCGAAGUCUUGACGUUGCGAAGUAGAACGGGAAAGACUGUGGUUAUUCCAGAGGAGGUGAGGGAGACAUUUGCUUCCCCUUUGUAUGGUGUGAAGCAUUUGAAAGUUAAGAUAAUAAAGCCUUUGUUUAGUCCUUCUCUACAAGAUCUUGUGAAGGGUUUGCUUUGGAUUGCUCCUCAACCUGAGACCAUCCCAAUUGAGUCUGGUUUUGGUAAGAAGAUCUUAAAGUUUGGGUAUGAAAAGGGAACGGAUGAAGCAGUUCAUCAUUGCUGCUGUGCCUCUCUUCCCAUAACAUGUUGGAGACAUUGCUUAAAAGAGUUGAAAUUUGAGAAUAUUAGAGAGGAUGAAGAAAAAUAUGAUUUACACAACUUUUUCCAUCAAAAUGCACACAUCUUGCAUUUCAAUAUCUUUGAUCA
This is a messenger RNA of Cucurbita moschata (crookneck pumpkin), 1524 nucleotides long. RefSeq names its product putative F-box/LRR-repeat protein At3g18150. Lineage: Eukaryota; Viridiplantae; Streptophyta; Magnoliopsida; Cucurbitales; Cucurbitaceae. Bases 1 to 1059 code for a protein of 352 amino acids. Gene Ontology annotation, molecular function: protein binding. The transcript has 4 exons. The record is from RefSeq and is a predicted model, not a curated record.